UUGUUCACACAUCAAACUCUCAAACACAAGCUGCUGUCUUUUUAAAUUCAUUUUAGUCCAUUUAAUUUUUUUUACCAAUUUAAAUAUGUCUGGUUUUGAUGAUCUUGGUGUUUAUUUUAGUGGUAAUAUUGUCACUGAUGAAGAUGGUGAUAAUAAUAUUGGUGAAUCGAAUGUUAAUGCUAUUCGUCGACGAUUUAAAGAUUUUCUUCGACAAUUUCAUUCAGGCGAUUUUCAAUAUAAAUAUCGUAAUCAAUUAAAAGAACAUUAUAAUAUUGAACAAUAUUGGAUUGAAGUUUCAUUGGAUGAUUUGGCCAGUUAUGAUGAAGAAUUAGCUGAUCGUGUUAAUAAAUCUCCAAUUAAUUAUUUAAAAAUAUUUGAAACUUGUGCUACUGAAUUGGCCGAUGAAAUAACUCGACCCAGAGUAGAUGAAGAAAAUGUUAAACCAAUUCAAGUUGUUCUUAGUUCGGAUGCUAAUCCAACUUCAUUACGUGAAGUAAAAUCCGAUACUAUUUCCAAACUUGUCAAAGUACCUGGCAUUAUUGUUUCAGCAUCAAAUGUACGAUCUAAAGCAACCAAAGUAUCACUUCAAUGUCGUGGUUGUCAAGAAAUAAUCAAAGAUGUUAAUAUUAAUCCUGGUCUUGAAGGCUAUCUUUUACCUAGAAAAUGUAACACCGAUCAAACUGGACGUUUAAACAAAUGUCCUAUUGAUCCAUAUUUCAUAGUUCCAGAUAAAUGUGAAUGUAUUGAUUAUCAAGUUUUAAAACUUCAAGAAACACCUGAAUCAGUACCGCAUGGUGAAAUGCCCAGACAUUUGCAACUAUUUUGUGAUCGUUAUCUAUGCGACAAAGUUGUACCAGGCAAUCGAGUAACAGUUUUGGGAAUUUUUUCCAUCAAAAAAAUUUCCAAACCAUCCACCAACAAUGUCGAAUCAAAAGUCAAUGUUGGUAUACGUGCACCAUAUUUGCGUGUACUAGGCAUUUAUGUGGAAAAUGAAGGACCAGGACGUUCGGGAAAUAUUCCAUACACACCUGAAGAUGAAGAACUUUUUCGUCAUUUAGCCAAUUCACCAAAUAUUUUCGAAAGAAUAACUAAUUCAAUUGCUCCAUCGAUUUUUGGUUCGAAUGAUAUAAAAAAAGCUUUAGCAUGUCUUUUGUUUGGUGGUUCACGAAAACGUUUACCUGAUGGUUUGACUCGUAGAGGCGAUAUUAAUAUUUUGCUUCUUGGUGAUCCGGGAACAGCUAAAAGUCAACUUUUAAAAUUUGUCGAAAACAUUUCUCCAAUCGGUGUGUAUACAUCGGGAAAAGGAAGUAGUGCUGCCGGUUUGACUGCUUCAGUGAUUCGUGAUCCAUCAUCCAGAAAUUUUGUUAUGGAAGGUGGUGCUAUGGUUUUGGCCGAUGGUGGUGUAGUUUGUAUUGAUGAAUUUGAUAAAAUGCGUGAAGAUGAUCGUGUUGCUAUUCAUGAGGCUAUGGAACAACAAACAAUUUCCAUUGCUAAAGCUGGCAUAACAACUACGUUAAAUUCAAGAUGUGCAGUCUUAGCAGCUGCAAACAGUGUCUUUGGACGAUGGGAUGACACAAAAGCCGAUCAAAAUAUUGAUUUUAUGCCAACAAUUUUAUCACGUUUUGAUAUGAUUUUCAUUGUCAAAGAUGAACAUAAUGAACGAAGAGAUGCUACAAUUGCAAGCCAUGUUUUAGAUGUACACAUGAAUGCUCAGAAAACAAUCGAUGAUUCGGUUAAAGGUGAAUUAAGUUUAUUACUUUUGAAAAAAUACAUUGCUUAUUGUCGAUCUCAUUGUGGACCUCGAUUAUCUGCAGCAGCUGCUGAAAAACUUAAACGUCAAUAUGUAGUAAUGCGAAAUGGUAGUCGAGAACAUGAACAAGAAUCUUUGAAAAAAUCACCUAUUCCAAUCACUAUUCGACAAUUAGAAGCUAUUGUACGUAUAUCGGAAAGUUUGGCUAAAAUGCAACUUCAACCAUUUGUCAAUGAAACUCAUGUGGAUGAAGCACUUCGAUUGUUUCGAGUAUCUACAUUGGCUGCAGCAAUGUCAGGAGAUUUAUCCGGUGCUGAAGGUUUUACUACUGAAGAAGAACAUCAAAAAUUGAUUCGUAUUGAAAAACAACUUAAACGUCGUUUUCCAGUUGGAACACAAAUUUCCGAACAAAGUAUUAUACAAGAUCUUGUUAAACAAAAUUUUGGUCCACAACUUGUAUCCAAAGUUAUUUAUUGUAUGAUUCGAAAAGGAGAAUUACAACCACGAAUGCAACGAAAAAUGUUGUAUAGAUUGAAAUGAAAAUUAUCAAAAUUUAAUCAAUCAAUGGAUA
Dermatophagoides pteronyssinus (European house dust mite) is the source of this 2321-nucleotide messenger RNA. It is a transcript of the gene Mcm5, whose product is annotated as Minichromosome maintenance 5. Lineage: Eukaryota; Metazoa; Arthropoda; Arachnida; Sarcoptiformes; Pyroglyphidae. Gene Ontology annotation, molecular function: single-stranded DNA binding; DNA replication origin binding; ATP binding. Gene Ontology annotation, biological process: DNA replication initiation; DNA replication; double-strand break repair via break-induced replication. The record is from RefSeq and is a predicted model, not a curated record. Gene Ontology annotation, cellular component: MCM complex; nucleus.